Molecule: messenger RNA, 306 nt
Organism: Penicillium lagena
Lineage: Eukaryota; Fungi; Ascomycota; Eurotiomycetes; Eurotiales; Aspergillaceae
Exons: 3
Coding region: 1-306 (101 amino acids)
Source: RefSeq, a predicted model, not a curated record
AUGGCGCCCGAGUUUUUGCAAUCGCUUUCCGACGGAUACGAGGCUGAGGAGCUUCGGCUCAAGGAGUCUGGUGACGAUGAAGCAGAGGACCUGGGGCUUGCGGCUGAGGCCGUGGCCGAUGUUGUAGAGGUGCUGGAGCUGGCCGCUGCCGCUGCAGAGUUGCACGAAGUAACUAAUCGGGUGUUCGUACCUAGGAGCAUUUCCUGCACAACCCUGGCAUGUAAGAACAGUUCGCCCGCCGAUGCAGGAGAUGUGCUCUGGGUCGAGAUUAAUGCUCGACAUCGUUUGCUCUCUUUAAACUGUUGA